CUUCAUAAAAUAUACCACAUUAAAGUUCAAUAUAUUUAUAUGCAAUUUCGUAAACUAAUUUCUAAGGGAGCCUUUUCAUAUAAAAGUGAAUGCAUAUCUGGAUUGGGUUACAGUUUUUUCUACUGAUCAAAUAUAGCAACAAGUUAGAAAUGAGUCCUAAGAUUAUCUUCAUUUUUGCAAUAAUUGUUUCAACCAAUGCAGUUGAAUAUUAUCAAGCCCCAGCAUAUCAUCAGUCAGCUCUAAUCAAGUCUUAUGCGCCUAUCGUAAAACAGUUAGAAGUGGAAGCACCAGCAAAAUAUGACUUUUCUUAUGGAGUUCAAGAUGACCACACUGGGGAUAUCAAAAGUCAAACAGAGUCACGAGAUGGAGACGUUGUCCAUGGGUCUUACACAUUGAUAGAUCCAGAUGGCUACAAACGUACUGUAGAAUAUUCCGCUGAUAAACACAAUGGUUUCAAUGCUGUCGUUCACCGAGAUCCAAUUGGGCACCCGGUAAAGAAAAUAAUUACUCCUGUAGCCAAAGCUAUCACUGCUCCUAUCUAUCAGGGAUACUCCCACUAUUGAAAACCAACCAUUUGUAAAAAAACAGCUUUACAUAUAAAGGCAAUUGUAAUGCCUUCAAUUUCUUCGGCUAAAAUACAGAAAUACAAACGAAAUGACUUCAUUACAUUUUGGAUGAAGUACAUAAUUUCGUUUUUCAAUUCGAAUAACACAAAUUUCUAAACCAUGUCUACUUUUUACUUACUUAAAAUUUUAAUCUUUUCACGGCACAGUCGUGUCAAUUACAUAAUAUAUUGUUAACGUAAUAAAACCAUAUAAAUUAUAAAAAA
Messenger RNA from Hermetia illucens (black soldier fly), 829 nucleotides. Its product is annotated as cuticle protein 7-like. The record is from RefSeq and is a predicted model, not a curated record. Bases 90 to 563 code for a protein of 157 amino acids. Lineage: Eukaryota; Metazoa; Arthropoda; Insecta; Diptera; Stratiomyidae. Gene Ontology annotation, cellular component: extracellular matrix. The transcript is spliced from 2 exons.